Xyrichtys novacula (pearly razorfish) is the source of this 627-nucleotide messenger RNA. The record is from the annotation of a GenBank genome assembly. Lineage: Eukaryota; Metazoa; Chordata; Actinopteri; Labriformes; Labridae.
AUGGACAAGGCUGUCAAUGAGGUGAAGAACCAAUGGUGGCAAGACAGAUCCCAGCUCCUGGGGGACAUCAUGCAUCUCUGUGCUGCACUUCACCAUGCACAAGUGACACAGGAGAACCAGAGGCUUCUGUGGGCUGAGCAGCAGGCCAAGGUGACAAAAGACAACUGUCACAUCACAGAGCCAAACCAGGUCCAAGAAGAAACUGCCACCGAGAACCCUGAGAGGGAGGAGGACAAGACUUCUCUCCUGGAUGAGAUGAAAGAAGAGCUGUCCACUGUCAAGGCUGAGCUGAAAAAGACUCAAGAAGACCUGCAGACCAAGACCUGCCAGUGGGAGGAGGAGAGAUCCUGGCUUCUGUCUGACAAAGAGGAAACCUGCAGAUUGAAGGCUGCUCUUGAGAAGGCUGAGGAGGAUCUGAAGAAGCAGAACCAGCAGGUGGAUGUGCUCUCAGGAAAAGAUGGGUCCAGCAAGCUGAGAGCUUCCCUCAACCAGGCCCAGAAAGACCUGAAGAAGAAAAACAAACAGUUGGAGCAAGAGAGAGCAUGUGUCCUCUUCCUCAAGGGGGAAAAUAGCAAGUUAAAGGAGGCCCUUGAGGUCUUUGAGAAAAAGGUUCCUGGGGCUCUUUAA